ACAAAUGAAUGAGGAACAAUCCAGGAGCUAUAGCUUGAGGAAGAUGGAAGCUAGAUCAUGAAUUCGAGAAUUCUAGCUGAAAAAGCUAGAGAGUUUAGAGAGGAGAGAGAAGUUGUAUUUCAUUUGAUGAAUCCCAAAUGUACCUUUUACCACUGUGUAUAUAUACAGAUUGAAGUAAAAUGGAAUCAAUUACAAGAUGAAUCACUAGCAUCUCAACUAGAAUAGUAACUAACUAACAAACUGACUUCACAAAUUCAGUUACAACCCUAACUAUCUUCGACAAACUGAUCUAGCUUAGCAAUGCUCUAACCACGUCUGCCAGCUCAGCAUCUCUGCAUCUUCUGCUUCAUCUUAGCUGCUGCAUCGUCUAGGAUUGCAUCAGCGGGGUUGGGGGCAGAUGUCACUUUAGGUACAUGAAUUGAAGAUCAUUACAUAGUAUGGACACUCGAGUUUCUUUUAACUACGUCUUUGUUCUUUUCCUUUGGUGAAACGGAAAUGCAGAUUAAAUAUGCAGAAGUUAUUCUAGAUAGAAGUUCUUCUGUCAGCCGUCAAAGUAAAAGUUCCAUGUCUAGUAACAAGAAUUUCUAGUUCGCCAAAGACUUGGUUUUUUGUUUCUGUUAUCCCUUUGACUAACUUAUACUCUAAUUCUGCAUUCUGCUUAUAAUAGCAAUGACUAGUUACCCAAGCAAAGUCACAGGACUUCAUUUUGGGGGAGGGGGGAAGGUAACCAUUUAAACUUCUAUAUUUGUUGGGAUGCAGGUUUCAUACAAGUGGCUGAGUCGUAAUUUUCUGGUGUCAUCAGAUUCUGCAAAGAGGUUGCUUCAGGAAUUUGUCGAAAAGCAGGGAAAUGAUUUUGAGGUGGUCUACAGCUUGUCUGGCUGGUUGAAAACUAGCCCUUCAACCUACCAUAUAAGACUUGUCUCUGCUCCUAACCUCGCAGAAGCCAAGAAAGAAUUUUCGGACGAUUGCUCAGUUCAGGUCUAUAGUGUGCAAGCUUGCAUCCCAAAGGAUCCAGUGGCCCUCUGGAAUGCUGAAUUUGUGCAGGCCGAAGAGCUCUUCAGGCUGCCCCUCUCAGUUGAUAAUUGUUUGCUUGAUAAUAGGUUUUGUGGAGUUUCAAAUCCUUUCGUCAAGCGCAAUGGUGGAGGAACAAUUCCAAGCACUACCACUGUUCCUCAAGUGAAAAGUGCAGCAUUAGGACUUCGUAAAAGUAACUCUACUGCCCUAGCGCAACCUGAUCAGAAAAAGGUUCAACUACCAAGUCCUAGCGCCAGUUUGCCAUCUUCGCAUGUGGUUGAUGCCAAAAGUGAGAGUCGUGGCACAUCAGGUCCUGGACAGGGUAGUAAGCUUGCUGCAGAAAAAGACAAAGUUGCUCAACUGCCGGCUGCUAAGAAGGCAGUUCAGUCUGACAAAAGUUCUGCUAAAAAUGGCGGGGCAUUGGCUAAUAUGUGGGGUCGUGUAUCCACAAAGCCAAAAGCCGACAGUGUUGCAGCUGCUACCAGUGAUGCCACACCAAAUCCUGCUGGUAAUGCGGCUCAAAUAUGUACUCCGGAAGGAGUAGAAGAUAGGGUCAGCGAUGAUGAUGAUCAACAAGUCAGCAUCAGGAGAACAUCAAAUGGUGAGGGAAAUAGAAAGAGGAGGGUAAUUUUUGAUUUUUCGGAUGAAGAAGAUGAAUUCAAGGAUGCCGUCAACCUAGCAUCACCUGAUCCUCCAAAGCAGAAAUCGAUUUUAGGAUCAAAACAAAGUCCUAGUACUCUAGAACUGGAAAAGCAGGAAGUCAAGAAGGCAAAGGAGGCUGGCACCAAGAAUCAUGAACGAGAAAGAGAACCUUUACCUACCAGCGAAUCGGAGAAGUCUAAGUUGUCCUCUUCAGAGAUGAUUUCAGAACAUGCCAGUCUUAAGAAUGCAACUAUAAAGGAUGAAAUGGCAGAUGCUGCUCCAGUUUCCCCUAAAAGGAGAAAAGUAUUGAAGACACGAAUUGACGAACGUGGAAGAGAAGUGACCGAGGUUGUUUGGGAGGGUGAAGAUGGAGAAACAAAUGCUGACAGUAAUACAAUGAAGAAAGCUGACAACAAACCAGUUAAAAGUACUGGUGACAGACCACCCAUGGCUAAGAAGUCUCCCGCACUGGCAAGUACUGCACCUACGCGUCAAGCAGGUAAAGAAGGAAACAAAAAAACAGGAAAUAAGGAUCCUAAGCAAGGGAAUAUUCUAUCAUUUUUUAAGAAGGCUUAGAGAUUCAAUUUUCAGAAGUUACCGUUUUAGGUUAGCCAGUUGUUCUUCGAAAUUUGGAUUGGUUCGUCUAUGCAUGGCUUUUAUUCAGUUACAGUUUGGAUCUCUUUCUUGUACGUAUUGCCUGUUUCUGCAUGACUUGUGACACUUCACUGUCUGUAAUAUUUACACUUAUAGUAAUCGAAAAGUGGCGUCUCCUUCUUCCGUUAUACAUUCUGUAUACAAAGACAUAGCAUUUCUUGUGUAAACUAAGAGGUGAUUUUCUCA
Molecule: messenger RNA, 2496 nt
Organism: Nicotiana tabacum (common tobacco)
Lineage: Eukaryota; Viridiplantae; Streptophyta; Magnoliopsida; Solanales; Solanaceae
Source: RefSeq, a predicted model, not a curated record